ACGAGAGAUGGUCAUUAUAGAAGCAAUCGGAGUCCCCAGGUGCAUGCUCCGUGAGUAAUCUGUGAGCAUCCCAGAGCGCACACAGAUUAUUCACAUGCUGCCCUCAUAGUCAAAAGCGGCGGCACCCCUAUUAGUAGUUCUUUGACUGAUCAUCGAAUGUUCCAAGGGGGACGGCAGGCCUUGCAGUCCGACGAGGUACCUUGCGUCAAAAGUACGUAUGCCUCUUUUGUCUGGGGUCCAUCUGGACUUUCCAGAGAUCAAACCCUACCCAGGCUUGCUGUGCCAAAGUACAGAGGGAUCCUACCAUCUCCCAUAAAAGCUGGUUCGGUUUCAUCAUUCAGUCGUCCAAGAGUCGCAGAACAGCUUAUCAGUAUCAGUCUGGAGGAGAUUGCCGGACGUCAUACCGCGGUCUAUCCGGUGAAGCGCCCCACGUGUUGGACUUUUUUUUUUCUUCUUUCUGUCUUAUAUUUAACUGAUCUCUCUUCUUCCUCGCCAUCACGCCAUUCCCCCUCUCCUUCUCUUCAAGGCCGAGAGGCAGUUUCAUCUCUCCAACCCGGACUCCACCGGAUCAGUCCAUACUGCUUGCCGUGGAAUAGCGCAGAGAUAGGGUGAAAGAAAGCCCUGCAGUGUACAAUCCUCUUUGUUACUUGAUAGAUAGCCAUUUUCUCUUCCGACUUGAUCGUCAAUUGUGCCUAAUCUCAACUCAUAUCCA
Messenger RNA from Aspergillus saccharolyticus JOP 1030-1, 712 nucleotides. RefSeq lists its product as uncharacterized. The transcript is spliced from 2 exons. Bases 157 to 612 code for a protein of 151 amino acids. NCBI's taxonomy places the organism in Eukaryota, Fungi, Ascomycota, Eurotiomycetes, Eurotiales, Aspergillaceae. The record is from RefSeq and is a predicted model, not a curated record.